AUGGAGGACCUGGAAAAUAAUACCACCGUCUUCUCCACCCUGAGAUCCCUCAACAACUUUAUUUCACAGCGUAUGGAGGGAGUGUCUGGAGUGGCUACACCGGGAUCGUCUCAAAGCUCCUUACAGAUCCAGUACCAGCAGAGGGUGCAGUUGGAAGAACAAGCUGGGCAGAUCCACUCCAAAUCCCAGCUCCUGCAGGUGGAGCGAGAGAAGAUGCAGAUGGAGCUCAGCCACAAACGAGCUCGCAUUGAACUAGAGAAGGCAGCUAAUACCAAUGCCAGAAACUAUGAGCGAGAGGCUGACCGUAACCAGGAGCUGCUCACACGCAUAAAGCAAUACCAGGAAAGGGAAACAGAAGCUGAAAAUAAACUGAAAGAACAAAUGGAGAUGAACAAAUCGUAUAAGAGGAGCAUGGAGACAAUGAGUAAGAAGCUGCAAGAGAAGGAGAGCAAAUUAGCUGAAGCUAAUGAAACAAUCACCAUAUUAAAAGGGAAAAUAUCAGAGCUGCAAUGGAAUAUAAUGAAUCAAGAGAUGCAGAUGACAAGCCAAGACUCUCAGAAGCAGGAGCUGAUGGAACAGCUGGAUGUUCAACAGAAAAAAUGGCAAGAGGCUAGUCAGCAAAUCCAGACGUUGCAAGCAAGCCAAUCCCUACUGGCAGAAUAUGAACAGAAGAUUAAGGAUCUGGAACAGAAGUUUUCCCAGCAGGAACAUGAUGCUCUAAUUGUCAAGAACAUGAAGGCAGAACUGGCCCGUUUCCCAAAAAUGGAGCGGGAAUUGCGCCAACUCAGGGAGGAAAAUGCCUACUUCAGGGAAAUGAAAGAAAACAACGGAUUGCUUAAAGAGGAGGUAGAAGGUCUCCAAAGAAAACUGGAACGCUAUGAGAAAGUUCAAGCACAGCUAGUCACUGUUGAAUUGGAAAAUGAGAAACUUCUGGCAAAAUUAAAAAGCUGGGAGAAACUGGACCAGAACACUGGCUUGAAUAUCAGGACACCUGAUGAUCUCUCAAGGCAAAUUGUGGCCCUGCAGCAAAGGGAGCUUGUGCUGAAAGAGCAGAACUCUACCGUCACCAACAGUGCCCGAAUACUGGAGAAAGCCCGGCAGCAGCUACAGGAAGAAAUACUACGGAUUCAGAGCCACCUCUUGGAUGAGAAGAAGAAGCGUGAGCAGCACGAAGCACUGGUGAGACGGCUGCAGAAACGUGUACUGCUCCUCACCAAGGAGCGUGAUGGGAUGCGAGCAAUUCUGGAGUCGUACGACAGUGAGCUGACCCCUUCGGAGCACUCACCCCAGCUGAACCGGCGUAUGCGGGAGGCCGAGGAGAUGGUGCAGAAGCUGCAUGCUCACAACACCGAGCUGGAGGCUCAGCUGUCUCAAGUUCUGGAAGAAGUGGGAAAUCAUAAGCAGAGAGCAGAGAUGCUGGAGGUGGAGAUGAAGGUCCUGAAGUCUCAAGAGUGCACAGCUGAGCAAAGUGCCGUCAUCACCAAGGAGGAGGUGGACACACUCAGGCUGAAAAUUGAGGAGCUGGAAGCUGAACGCUGCAAGCUGGAGGAGGAGAACAGAUCUCUGGAAACGAAGCUGGAGAAGCUAACCCUGCAGGGUGACUAUGACCCCAGCAGAACCAAAGUUCUUCAUUUCAGCAUGAACCCAGCGAGCUUGGCCAAGCAGCAGCGCAAGGAGGAGCAGCAGCAGCUCCAGGAGGAGUGUGAAAGGCUGAGGGAGCUGGUGAGGGUGCUCGAAGCAGGCGGCUCCAUCCCGGAGAAUCUGGAAGGAGUUGGGAGUUUUCAGUCACCACAAGAGAUUGCAGAGCUGAAGAAGCAAGUGGAAAGUGCAGAACUGAAAAACCAGCGUCUGAAAGAAGUUUUCCAGACCAAGAUCCAGGAGUUUCGCAAGGUGUGCUACACACUAACGGGGUACCAGAUCGACAUCACGACUGAGAACCAGUAUCGACUCAGCUCCAUUUACGCCGAGCACCAAGGGGACUGCCUGCUCUUUAAGGCCUCCAGCUCCUCCGGUGGAAAAAUGCAGCUUCUGGAAACCGAGUUCUCGCGAACCAUCCGGGAGCUCAUCGAACUCCACCUGCUUCGCCAGGACAGCAUCCCGGCCUUCCUCAGCGCCCUCACCCUCGACCUCUUCAGCCGUCAGACCAUCAUUUAG
Molecule: messenger RNA, 2154 nt
Organism: Opisthocomus hoazin
Lineage: Eukaryota; Metazoa; Chordata; Aves; Opisthocomiformes; Opisthocomidae
Gene: MAD1L1
Product: mitotic arrest deficient 1 like 1
Biological process (GO): mitotic spindle assembly checkpoint signaling; attachment of mitotic spindle microtubules to kinetochore
Cellular component (GO): kinetochore; nuclear envelope; mitotic spindle
Source: RefSeq, a predicted model, not a curated record